AUGGGAGAGCCAAACGAGAAAUGCGAACUGUGCACAUGCUUGUUCGCGUCCAAGAUCGCACGUGGCCGCACACCCAAUCAGGUCGACCUCGGAUUGCCUCGGUUGCGGCCAAAUAAACAGACUGAACAAAUAGUCAUGGAGCCCUCUAUCGCAACGUCUCCGAAAAUCCCCACCAAACCGCUCUCAGACUUCCAGAAAAUCGGCCACAACACUUACGUGUGGACAUCACCAACGUACCUGUCUCACAGCCAAGAGAAACCGCCGCUCAUUCUGAUAUUUGCCUGGAACUCCGCUGCCGCUAAGCACAUAACCAAAUACACGACUUCGUACCAAAUGCUCUUCAACAAUUCCCAGAUUUUGCUUGUGCGUUGUUUCACACGAGACAUGUUUAGGAGAACGAAAGAAUAUGCCCCUCUGCUCAAGCCUGCAAUGGAUUUGUUGAACGAGCACGUGAAGAGUGGCGGCGAGGUGCUUGUGCACAGUUUCAGUAACGGGGGUGGUUCGCAAGUGAAUGAGUUUGCGAAGGCGUGGAAGGCACAGUACGCAAUGGUGAUGCCCAUGCGACUCCAAAUCCUUGACUCGUCACCUACCAAAGGACCCUGGAUGAAGUCGCAUGCGGCAAUUUCGGCGUCGCUGCCAAAGGAUGUGUUUUGGACAUGGUUCGGAGGCAUUCUUGUCCAUUUACUGCUUAUCUGUACUUUUGUUGUAUGGACUGCAAAGCGAAAAGAGAACAAGAUGGUCAUCUUGUGUCGAGAGCUGAACGAUACAGCCAUCUUUGAUAAGACUGUACCCAGGGUCUAUCUGUAUAGUCGUGCAGACCAGAUGGUUGGAUUUGAGGAGGUGGAAGAGCAUGCCGACAUUGCUGAAUCGAAAGGCUGGGAUGUUCAGAGGGUGGUAUUUGAGAAAAGUCCACACUGUGGGCAUAUACGCGAGGACGAAGCAAAAUACUGGGCAGCGAUCAUGGAGGCUUGGAAGAGAGUGUCACGCGAAGUAUGA
This is a messenger RNA of Parastagonospora nodorum SN15, 996 nucleotides long. RefSeq lists its product as hypothetical. Bases 1 to 996 code for a protein of 331 amino acids. The record is from RefSeq and is a predicted model, not a curated record. The transcript is spliced from 2 exons. Lineage: Eukaryota; Fungi; Ascomycota; Dothideomycetes; Pleosporales; Phaeosphaeriaceae.